AACCACCUUAACAAAGAACGGCCACAUGCGCUCAUGAAUCUGUUUCAGAUACAGGAAGAAUAAUGAACAUUUGAAUAAUGGGACUUUUACUGUUUCGUGUGUGUCUUGUCAUUAACGCAUUUAACAUCGCAACAGAAAAUCCGGUUACAACGAAACCUUAUCGAUUUCCUGUUUAUCCUGUUAACGAAUGUCCCAGAAGCGAAGAUGAGUUUAAAACAGCAACACAAAGAAGAAAUUGCACAAAAGGGUUCAGAUAUAUGUGUGCCCCCAAUAAGUACCUAUCAUCUCUAAUAGAAUUUUGCACAGACCAACCAAAAAGUCUUUAUCAAAAAGGUAACUGUGUAAUACUGGAAGGUACAGGUGACCUGGAUCAUUACAGCUGUGUGGAAAAAUUCAAUAGUAGCUGUCCUUUGGAAUUUUAUAAUGACGAAGAGAUCUAUAAAUAUCCAGCGUGCCUAGAAAUUGAUAGGGAGCUCCGGUGUUUUGCUGCUGAUAACGGUUGCAAAAAAAGAGAAUUUCAUACUACAGAAUCUCAUGGAUGGCUUGCAAUUGGUUACAUAAUUGCAACUGCUGCAGUUUUAGCGGUGAUAAUACUAAGCUGGAUCAUUUUUCAAAAAAGAAAAAGGGAGCAAGUUCAGGAAUGUACAGAUAAUAAUGAAAAUGAGUCUUUACUAGAAGAUAACCCGGAAAUAGAUGAUAAUAAACUCCGACAGUUCCUAAGUAAAGGCGAGAUUACUGUUUGCCAUGUUAGAUGCAUCAUAGUUGGUUGUGGAAAAGCGGGGAAGACGACUCUUUUAAAAAGAUUACAAAAUGUUUCCUUUGACGAAUUGAUGCAGAUUGAACGGACAGAAAUGGUAGAUUUCCACGUUAACAGUUUUGAGGUUCUGUUAGAAGAGGAAACUAUUCAAAGUGUAGAAAAAGAAGACACAUUACCAACAAUUUUGUUUUCGAAAGAAAAACUGGAGAUGCCACUCAAAGAAAAUGAUGGAAAAAUGGCAAAAGAAACACACCAACCAGGUAUCAGGAAAAAAAAUGUUUCUCAGAAAUCUUCACUGAAAAAUACAACACUUAAAAACCAAGCCAUCAAAGAUAAUGCAGAAGAUGAGGAGAAAUUGAUAUUCGAACCACACUCCCAAGAUACAACGAUUGUUCAAAACCAGUUUUCCCCUGAACCGAAUGAAAAACAUGGCGAGGACAUUGAUGCAAAUGUAGAUAAAAUCGAUUUUGAAAAGUUUGCUAUUUUAAAAAUAAAAGAUGCUGUGAAUGAGUUAUUAAAUGAAAAAGAUUUGUGCCCGCGAAUAACCUUUUUAGAUUUUGCAGGACAAAGUAUGUACUAUGCUUUUCACCAAAUAUUUCUUCGUCCUAAAUCAUGUUCUAUAUUGGUUGUGGAUAUGACGAAAAGUCUCUAUGACAAAGUUAGUGAUCAGGAUGAAAAUGAAAAGGAAUAUAGCCAAUUUGCCUCAUGGAGUUACAAAGACUAUUUCAAAUUUUGGUUGAAGUCUAUUGACAGUUUUAGUGAUACCGAGUCUCCAGUAAUAAUUGUAGGCACUCAUGCAGAUAAAUUAUCAAAAGAAGAAUGUCGCAAAUUUCUUAAUAGUCUCAAUGAACUCUUUGAUAAUUGGUCUCAUUCUGGUCUUAGAAGACAUCUUAAUGAAGACCGAAUGUAUACAAUAGGUUUUCCGGAUUCAGGAUCAGAAUUGGAGGAUUUAAAGGACCUAAAAAAAUGCAUUGCUAAUAUUGUGAAGUGCCCUCGUUAUUCGAAAGAAAAUAUUCGACCUGUCUGGGCAUUAUUUGAACAUAUAUUGAAUAAAAUGAAAGAAACUGAAAAAGUAAUUCCACGGAAAACAUUAUCAGAUUACAGUGACCAAUUAAGCGCUCAGGAAUUUAGGAUAGACGAGUCAGAAAUUUCUAAAAUGUUGGUCUUUUUUCACAGAGUUGGUGUUCUGUUAUACUUUGAUAAAGAUGGUUUGAGGGAAAAGAUUAUUCUUGAUAUCCAGUGGCUCAUUGAUGCAUUUAAGUGUAUCAUUGAAUACCCUGUCAGAACAGAGGAAAACGAUAUGAAGCGUAGGCAUUUUUGUCGCACUGGUGAAUUAGACAGUGUAGAACUUGAUAGAAUUUGGCAUAUCCAGGGAAAAGAUUUCCUGAAGCACAAAACGACAAUAAUAGCAUAUAUGCAACAGCUGGGAUUAUUGAUGCGAUUGAAAGAAUUGCAUUUCAUUGACUCUACUGUGUAUUAUUUCCCUAGCAUGAAUAGUAAAAGGUUUGACAAGACUGGUGAGAACAAUGCAAAGUCCUCUAUCCUCUGCUUCAAGUUUGAUGAUGAAAUGCAGCUUCAAAUUAAUGUUUUUCAUGGCAUAGUUUUAAAAUGUUCCAAACUAAAUAAUUGGUCCAUAUUGACAGAAGGAGCAAAGAAUAACAUUUGUCUUUACCAAAAUGCAGCAUGUUUCUCUUUCCAAAAACAUGUAGUGGUUUUAUGCAAUUGCAAUUUUGAAAUUCGGGUGCAGGUCUGGGCAUCGCCAAAUAUAUAUGAUGGAAGACUACUUAAAAAGAUAAAACAUUCAGUCGAGGAUAUUAUACACGAUGACGACCUCUCUUAUGAAAUUGGUUACAAAUGUCGAAAAGAUGUGCUCAAUAUUGAAGAAGACGUAUCAUUUAUUUCCCAUAGUAUUUUUCCUGUCUCUAAUCAUUUAUGUGAAAUAUGUGAUAUUGAUAAGAAACAUGUAGUGGAUAAUGAUAUAUGCUGGGAACUUGAAGUGAAUGAUGAAAAUCAAGGUAAGUAACAAUAUUG
Magallana angulata is the source of this 2788-nucleotide messenger RNA. RefSeq lists its product as uncharacterized. Lineage: Eukaryota; Metazoa; Mollusca; Bivalvia; Ostreida; Ostreidae. The transcript is spliced from 12 exons. The coding region runs from base 78 to 2780 and encodes 900 amino acids. The record is from RefSeq and is a predicted model, not a curated record.